UUUGACACAGUUUUCGACAGUUCCUUUCAAACCUAACAUCAGGAUUUUUUAAUUUUAGGUUCCAAAAAAUUAACAAGUAUGGAUCAAGUGGUUCGUCACCCAAAAUACCCCGAGAGUAAUGUUUUAAAAUUAGGUGGAUACGAUCCAAAUAACUAUGGCAUCGUCAAUGUUUCACCCACCUUAAUAACGAGCGAGGCUGUAACACCUGGACGCCCGCCAUAUUUGACUCAGAAAGCCGUCGGCAAAUUCUUGGAGCCACUCACUAAGGAGCUGAUGGAAGUUCCACCAAGACCAACGAUAGACGAACUUGACGAAGCCGUUAUUGACAAGAUGGUCAACAGGGACAAAGCGUUUUGGGUCGACAAACCGGGAGCCAACGAUUACACAUUACACGACGCCUAUUAUUCUUACGGGAUUUUCGCCGAAGUUAUACAACCAACACACCAAGAUGUAUUUCCUCGCUCGUACCAAUACGAUUUGGAUUGCGUGAAGUAUCGGCGAUUGCAUGCAUGUGAUGGGCUUAAACCCCAACCAGAUGGAAAACAAAUACCUCUUAAAGCCCAUUGUCGCGACUGUCGUCACAUGGACAUACAUGCCCUGACGCCCUUUCAACUGGCGUGGGCGAAGGACCCUGGACAAAGGAGGUGGAGGUACUAUCCCGACCUUACGGCUGACCUGACGCCACAACAGAUACGUAAAUCUAUGGUGGAUGUCGGACGUCCAUUUCAGAAUGAAGCUUGCAACUGGUAUUAUAAGAACUACCCACCGGUCAAACACUAUUGCAUAAUCCGGAAAUUUUCUAAAUGAACUUUGUUGAUAUGAAUGCAUCUUAAGAGUGUCAUUUAAUUUUCUUAACAACCUAAUUACAUUAAGUCAAUUCCUUUGUUAUUAUAAGUUUGAAUAUAGUCAAAAUGUUUAAUCAAAUAAAAGGGACUGUUACUGAA
Messenger RNA from Trichoplusia ni (cabbage looper), 944 nucleotides. RefSeq lists its product as uncharacterized. Lineage: Eukaryota; Metazoa; Arthropoda; Insecta; Lepidoptera; Noctuidae. The record is from RefSeq and is a predicted model, not a curated record. The transcript is spliced from 6 exons. The coding region runs from base 79 to 807 and encodes 242 amino acids.